Molecule: messenger RNA, 1197 nt
Organism: Nothobranchius furzeri (turquoise killifish)
Lineage: Eukaryota; Metazoa; Chordata; Actinopteri; Cyprinodontiformes; Nothobranchiidae
Product: heme oxygenase
Biological process (GO): response to oxidative stress; heme catabolic process; heme oxidation
Molecular function (GO): heme oxygenase (decyclizing) activity; heme binding
Source: RefSeq, a predicted model, not a curated record
AAGCGGGGGGAGGAGACAGGAAGGUUUGAGUAUAAAAGAGGCAGCUGCACACAUGAAACUUCAUUCCACACAGAAGAGAAGGAAAUCUGAACUUAAAGGAACUUUAUCACAACUGCUUUCCAGAGCCACGAUGGAAACGGAGAAGACCCAGACAGCAGCCGUGCAGACAGACGACAGGGAUUUGUCAGAACAAAUCAAAAAGGCGACAAAAGAAAGUCACACCAGAGCAGAAAACACAGAAAUGAUGCUGAGCUUCCAGCGGGGUCAGGUCACUCUGGCACAGUAUAAGCUCCUCCUGUGCUCCCUGUAUGAGAUCUACCAGGCCUUGGAGGAAGCCCUGGACAGGAACUCCAACCACCCUGCCGUCGCACCCAUUUACUUCCCAACUGAACUGGCCAGGCUUAAAGCCAUCGAGAAAGACCUGGAGUUCUUCUACGGCCGCGACUGGAGGGAGAAGAUCGUUGUUCCUGAUGCCACUAAAAGAUACAGCCACAGACUCAGACAGAUCGGUGAAGAAAACCCUCAAUUUCUGGUUGCCCACGCUUACACUCGUUACCUAGGCGACCUGUCGGGCGGGCAGGUUCUCGGUCGAAUCGCCCAGAAGUCCAUGGGGCUAAAAAAUGGAGAUGGCCUGUCUUUCUUUGCUUUCCCUGGCGUUUCCAGCCCCAACCUGUUCAAGCAGCUCUAUCGUAGCCGGAUGAACAGCGUGGAGCUGACGGAGCAGGAGAGGAACGACGUGCUGCAGGAGGCGGUCCAGGCCUUUGAGUUUAACAUCCAGGUCUUUGACGGCUUACAGAAGAUGCUGAGUGUUGCUGAAAAGCAGCAGCAGGAUUAUUCACCAAACUCCAAAUCAGUUAGUGCCAGAUCAAUCCAGUUGCCCCAACCCAACUUUUCUCUAGUCAGGAAGGUGCUGGGACUCGUUGUUGCUCUGGUUACCAUCAGUAUGGGUAUCUAUGUUGUAGCAACACCAAACACGAGUUAUCAACGCCCAACGGUUUAAAUUCCGACUCCAACUGUAAAAAUCGUGUUUCGCAAAUUUUGUGUAAUAUUUGUACAGUUUGCAUUUAUUCUUUUGUUUAUGCUGAUGACUUAAAUUUUACAGUUUCUUCUAUCACACUGGUACGCAGAAGGCCUUCAAUGCACAAUAACGGUUGUAAAUAUGCCCCUUUUGAAAUAAAGUCUGUAAAGAACCUUUUA